Durusdinium trenchii is the source of this 1125-nucleotide messenger RNA. The record is from the annotation of a GenBank genome assembly. NCBI's taxonomy places the organism in Eukaryota, Dinophyceae, Suessiales, Symbiodiniaceae.
GCAAAGAAACCAAGUGCUGUCUCAACUACGAGUUCAGAGAACAGACAACGGAAACGUAAUGCGGAGGAUGGUCCAAGAUCUGCAUCUAGUGCAAGUGCGCAUGACAGUGCAAAGAAGAAGAAGGAUGGCAAGGAGAGUCCAAGCCCUGCCUCAUCACUAUUUGGAGAAACUGGCAGGACACAGCCAAAGGCUGCCAAGGCCAAAGCACCUGAAGAAGUCGACCAAUCCAAGAGCUCAAGUACUUCCAAGUCUUCUGCAGUUGAUGGCAAACGUGUUGCAGAAGAAGCUGGCACUCUUCCACCACAGAAGAGACAAAAGUCUGGGAAUGAUGGCAGGCCAGAUGCCAGCCAGAAGUCACCGACUUCUCAAGCGGCAAAGCCUGAUGAGAAAGGAGUCUCUGAACUUCAGAAGCAAGCUCGUCAGGCUGCACGGGAUGCGAAGCGUGACCAGGAGAAGGCCCGCAAGGCUGCACAGAUGAAGGCUGACGAGAAGAAGAAUCGUGAUGAGGAGAAGGCCUCCGCGGCUGCCGCCAAGAAGGCUGAGAAGAAGAAGCGUGACGAGGAGAAGGCCUCCGCGGCCGCCGCCAAGAAGGCUGAGGAGAAGGAGCCUGAUGAGGCAGCUGCCUCCGCGGCUGAGGAGAAGAAGAAGAAGCGUGAUGAGGAUAAGGCCUCCGUGGCUGCUGCCAAGAAAGCUGCGGCUGAGGAGAAGAAGAAGAGUCGUGAGGAGAAGGCCUCCGCGGCUGCUGCCAAGAAGGCUGAGGAGAAGAAGAAGCGUGAUGAGGAGAAGGCCGCCAAGCAGGCGAAGAAGACUGAGGUGGCUGAAGGUGACAAGGGCACUUCAGGUUCAGAGCUGAAGUGGGCUUGGUGGAAUGGAAAGUGGUGGUUCGAUGCGGGCCAUGGAUGGGAAGAGUUCACUCAGCACGUUUCUGACAAACUGGCAGUGAAGGCGGCCUUGGAGAGGAAGCCAACUGCCAAAUCAACUUCGACUGAAGAUGAACCUACUGCUGAGGCUGAGCUCAGUGAGGACCAGAUCAAGGGCCGAAAAUCCCACUACAUGCGGUUUUUCCACAGUCUGAAGUAUGACAAUGACCUGGACCUUGUCGAAGAACUGUGCGCUGCAAAGUAU